Mollisia scopiformis is the source of this 1305-nucleotide messenger RNA. RefSeq lists its product as uncharacterized. Gene Ontology annotation, biological process: transmembrane transport. The record is from RefSeq and is a predicted model, not a curated record. The transcript has 4 exons. NCBI's taxonomy places the organism in Eukaryota, Fungi, Ascomycota, Leotiomycetes, Helotiales, Mollisiaceae. Gene Ontology annotation, cellular component: membrane; endoplasmic reticulum. Bases 1 to 1305 code for a protein of 434 amino acids.
AUGUCAAGCGGCAUCCUACCCAGCUUCGUCGGCGCAUUGCAAGCAUCUGUAGCCGUCCUCUUGACAAUCUUCGCAGGAUCGAUUGCUUCGAGAUAUAACCUCUUGAAAGAAUCAUCGUCCAGAGAUAUCUCGAAGACCUGUGUUAGAUUGUUCCUUCCUGCUCUGUUAAUCACCAAUGUCGGUUCCGAACUCCAUGCAGAUACUGCCCUUCGAUAUGUGCCAGUCUUGAUAUGGGCACUAGUUUACACCCUCUCUUCCAUGGCUCUAGGCUGGACAUUGAGACGAAUCUUCCCCCGCCAUUUCCCAGCAUGGACCACUCCGGCGAUCUGCUUCAACAACACGACAGCGCUCCCGCUGCUCCUCAUCCAAUCCCUCGAAACGGCGGGCAUAUUAAACGACCUACUGAUGGGCGAAAACGACACCUCGUCCGCUGCUCUGAGCAGAGCUAAGUCGUACUUUUUGGUCUCCUCGAUGGUAGGAAACAGCUUGACUUUUGCCAUUGGUCCCAAACUCCUCGACGAUGAAGAAUGUCCGGACGAGCAUCACGACCAGAAGAAGACGGAGCACGUGCAUUCGAAUGGACGAGUCGAGGGAGAUGAAGAGCAUGCGCACCCAGAGCACGCUAACGAAAGCACGACUCUGCUUCCAAAUCGAGUCGCGGAGCGGAGCGGCAUAUUAAGAGACCAAGCUAUCGAAGCAUCGGACAAGCAGUGGCUCAAACUCCCAGCAAUCAUGAGAAAAGCUCUCGAAUUCGCCUACAGCUUCCUCAACGCACCUCUGAUUGGCGCAUUAAUCGGAGCUUUCAUCGGACUCAUCCCACCUCUCCACAAAGCAUUUUUUAACGACCCCUCCGAAGGCGGCUUCUUCAAAGCCUGGCUCACAGCAUCGGUCAAGAACGUCGGCGAACUCUUCGCUGCCCUGCAACUCGUGGUCGUAGGCGCGAAACUCAGCGGCAGUCUCCUCAAGAUGAAGAAAGGGGAAGCGAGCGGGGAAGUGCGACUCAUUCCCCUAUUCACCAUCUUCUUCAUCCGCUUUAUCCUUUGGCCUGUUAUCAGCAUAGCCGUCAUAUUCCUCAUCGCAACCAAAACCUCCUUGCUAACCGACGACCCGAUCCUUUGGUUCGUUCUGAUGUUGAUGCCGACCGGGCCCCCAGCCACAAAACUCACGGCAUUAGCGGACGUCAGUGGAGCGGACGAGAACGAGAAGAUGUCCAUUGCGAAAUUUGUAACGAUAUCGUAUGCUGCAUCUCCUGUUAUUUGUUUUGCUGUCGUUGGGUCUUUGAAAGCUUCGCUUGCUGUAAAGUAG